GUUGUCAUGUUUAAUGUUUGUGUACCUCUCUCUCUCUCUCCAGGUUGUCAGGCUGACUUCUGGGGCCCCCACUGCACUAACCGGUGCCAGUGUCAGAACCGGGCCCAGUGUAACCCCAUCACGGGGGCGUGUGUGUGUACGGACGGGUACCAGGGCUGGCGCUGUGAGGAGCUGUGCGAGGCAGGGCUCUAUGGGAAGGGAUGCCAGCUAGAGUGCCAGUGUCUCAACGGUGCCACCUGCCAUCACGAGACCGGAGAGUGCCUCUGUGCACCGGGAUACACCGGGGCUAUCUGUGGUGAGCGGUGUCCCUCUGGUAGUCAUGGCGCCCAGUGUGAGCUGCGUUGCCCGUGUCAGAACGGUGGAACGUGCCAUCACGUCACGGGGGAGUGCUCCUGCCCCGCUGGAUGGAUGGGCUCGGUGUGUGCCCAGCCGUGCCAGUUUGGCACCUACGGCAUCAACUGUAGCCAGGAGUGCCCCUGCCGGAACAGAGGUCUGUGUGACCACAUCAGCGGGCAGUGCCAAUGUACCGCCGGCUACAGCGGAGAGAGAUGUCAGGAGGAGUGUCCGGGGGGGUCGUACGGUCCUCAGUGUUCACAUAAGUGUGACUGUCAGAACAGAGCGAGGUGUUACCAUGUCAACGGGGCCUGUCUGUGUGAUGAGGGGUUCAAAGGUCCGAGCUGUCAGGACAGGUUCUGUCCCUCUGGACAGUAUGGACUCAUCUGUGAUAAAUACUGUCCCUGUAACGCCUCAAACACACUCAGCUGCCAUCCGUUGUCGGAGUGUGCGUGCGCGGCGGGGUGGGCGGGUCUGUUCUGCAACGAGACCUGUCCGUCAGGUUACUAUGGCGAGGGAUGUAAGGAGGCAUGUGCGUGUGCCAACGGAGCCGACUGUGAGGGCUUCACCGGCGCCUGUGUCUGUGCCCCCGGGUACACGGGUGAUGACUGUUCUCUGACCUGUCCUGCUGGGGUGUAUGGGGCCAACUGUUCCUCUCCCUGUAACUGCCACAACCAGAUCGCCUGCUCACACAUCGACGGAUCCUGCAUGUGCAGAGAAGGUUGGCAGGGUGUGGAUUGUACCAUCUCGUGCUCCAGUGAUACCUGGGGUCUGAACUGUAAUCAGACGUGCCUGUGUGCCAACGGGGCGGCCUGUGACCCGGGCAAUGGAACCUGUACCUGCGCCCCGGCUGGAUGGACGAGUACUGUGACACAACCUGUCCCGAGGGCACGUAUGGAGAACAGUGUCGAGAGCAGUGUGACUGUAUCCAUGCCGAUGGCUGUGACCCUGUGA
This is a messenger RNA of Oncorhynchus tshawytscha (Chinook salmon), 1287 nucleotides long. RefSeq names its product multiple epidermal growth factor-like domains protein 11. Lineage: Eukaryota; Metazoa; Chordata; Actinopteri; Salmoniformes; Salmonidae. Gene Ontology annotation, molecular function: scavenger receptor activity. The record is from RefSeq and is a predicted model, not a curated record.